AUGCCAAAGGUUUUCAGAGGUUGUCAGAAGAGUUUAUGCUUUGUUGCUGCUGCAGCUCUAGGAUUUUUGCUGCUGCAUUUUUCUCUGCCUGAGUUUGCAUAUAUCUCAACUUAUGCCAAAACAAUUUGGCAGAGUCAAGGCAUGUACCUCGGCCUCAGCCUCGCGAGUAGCGUUCCUGAAGAUCCUUGCACGGGCCGUUACAUCUACAUGCAUGAUCUCCCUACAAGAUUGAACCAAGACUUGCUUACAAAAUGUCAGACACUCAGAAAAAAGUUCAAUUUCUGCCCUUAUGUGGAAAAUGAAGGUUUUGGCUCUAGGCUUAACCUUAAUGAUAGUUCAGAGAAUUCUGAAAGUGUGAUGUCAGGUAAAAGUUGGUAUGAAACUAACCAAUUUAGCUCAGCAAUGAUGUUUCAUACUAGAAUGAAGCAAUAUGAGUGCUUAACAACCAAUUCUUCCUUGGCAUCUGCAAUCUAUGCACCCUAUUACCCCGGUCUAGAGGCAGGCCGGUAUAUGUUUGGCCGGUUCAACUUAUCAGCAAAGGAUGCAGGAGCCUUGGAUUUCACAAGCUGGCUAAGGGGAAGACCUGAGUGGUUGCGCUUGUAUGGGUGGGACCACUUCUUUGUGGCUGGGAGGAUCACUUGGGAUUUUAGGAGGCCAAGCUAUCUAGGUACUAAUUGGGGUAGCAAGCUCAUGAAUUUGCCUGAAACAAAGAACAUGACAAUGCUGACGAUAGAAUCAAGUCCUUAUGCUAAUAACGACUUUGCAAUUCCAUACCCGACCUUUUUCCAUCCCUCGAAUGACAACGAGGUCUUACAAUGGCAAGAGCGAGUAAAGAGGACAAAACGAACUCACCUUUUUGCGUUUGCAGGGGCCCCGCGUCCUCAUAUAACCUCCUCUGUCCGGGGGGAACUAAUAAGUCAGUGUAAGAAAGCGUCAGGAAAACGUUGCAAUUUGGUUAACUGUGCCCCAAAGAAUAAAAUCAGCUGUAAUAGCCCAGAUCAUAUUCUCAAGGCAUUUAUGAUGUCAGAUUUCUGCUUGCAGCCUACUGGGGAUUCAUAUACAAGGCGAUCCACAUUUGAUGCUAUCUUGAUGGGUUGUAUACCUGUUUUCGUUCACCCAGGAUCAGCUUAUACCCAAUACUUCUGGCAUUUGCCUAAGAAUUAUACCAGCUAUUCAGUUUACAUACCGAGGCAAGGGAUUAAAAAUGGGACAGUCAGUGUUGAGAAGGUUCUGCUUCGGAUUCCACAGAAUGCUGUUACAGCUAUGAGGGAGGUGGUAAUAGGAAUGAUUCCAAGUAUCAUUUAUGCGCGUAAUAAGUUGAAAACUACUGAAGAUGCAUUUGAUAUCGCGAUCAAGGGAAUUCUUGAGAGGAUUGAGGAUGCUAGGAGAAAUAUUAUAGAAGGAAAAGACCCAAGAAGUAGGUUCCCAGAGAAGUCAACUUGGAAGUAUUACUUGACAGGGAAAGUUGAUAAACAUGAAUGGGAUUCUUUCUUCUGA
Messenger RNA from Beta vulgaris subsp. vulgaris (sugar beet), 1497 nucleotides. Its product is annotated as probable xyloglucan galactosyltransferase GT11. The transcript has a single exon. Bases 1 to 1497 code for a protein of 498 amino acids. Lineage: Eukaryota; Viridiplantae; Streptophyta; Magnoliopsida; Caryophyllales; Amaranthaceae. Gene Ontology annotation, molecular function: glycosyltransferase activity. The record is from RefSeq and is a predicted model, not a curated record.